AUGAGUGCUGUAUCAGCCAAAUCCACGCCACAACGCCGUGAGGACAAAGACCCUUUGGCCUCCGACGACGACCCGACCUCAUCCUCCGGAUCCUCGUCGUCAGAAAGUGAAAGCGAAAGCGAAAGUGAUGAGGGAGAUAGUUCCGAUGAACGCGAAGACGCAGACAUGCACGACGCAACCGGGCCCACGUCCACAUCUGCCCCGUCAAUACCCAGUCUGGCUGGACGCCCAAAGCCGAACAUACACCGUGUAAAUGGGGGGUCUGAUUUGUUAUCACGACUAUCGGCUUUCUUGCCGAAGUUGAAGGAUGCCAAUGAGGAUCUGGAGAAGGAGAUUGCGGCCGGUAGGGGGCAGGAGAUGGUGUUGGACUCUGUGGACGAAGAUGGGAAGGAUUAUAUUGAGAUGAACCUUGGCUUGGGUGUCCUGGAAGAGAAGCGCGAUGGGGAUCCAGACGUCCUUGGUGGCGAGGUUGACGACGAUGAGAACGCAAAAUCAGACGAGGAUAAGCUCGAUGCUGAUGGAGAUUCAGAUCUUCUCGGACAGCUGAUGGGCGGGAUCACUUCGUCGAAGAUCAAGCCGUCUAUUGAGGAGAUGAUGGAAUGA
Messenger RNA from Penicillium diatomitis, 603 nucleotides. RefSeq names its product NOPCHAP1/New4 family protein. Gene Ontology annotation, biological process: box C/D snoRNP assembly. The record is from RefSeq and is a predicted model, not a curated record. NCBI's taxonomy places the organism in Eukaryota, Fungi, Ascomycota, Eurotiomycetes, Eurotiales, Aspergillaceae. The transcript is spliced from 2 exons. Bases 1 to 603 code for a protein of 200 amino acids.